AUGGCAACCGAAAAUAAACAAACUUAUUAUCUUUAUUCAUAUUUCCGAUCGACAUGCACGAAUCGUGUUGUGAUUGCCAUGCAUCUUAAGGGUAUUCCUGUUGAGCAUACCUACAUUGAUCUCGGCAAAGCUGAACACGAAAGCCCUGAAUUCCAGGCGCUGAAUCCAAGCAAAUCCGUGCCAAUCCUCGUCAUUAAGGAUGGCUAUGGGAACAAGACUGUUCUCACCCAAUCAAUCGCUAUUCUGGAGUAUUUGGAAGAAAGCCUGCCCACUCUGACACCACUACUACCUCAAAGUGGUGAUCUUGUGCAGCGUGCCCGGGUCCGAGAGAUGGUGAACGUGAUCACCAAUGAUAUUCAACCAAUUACCAAUGGGCGGGUCGCCAAACGAGUCCGCGCCAUUCGAGGUGAGGCCAAGGACCAGAUCAGUUUUGUAACGGACGUUUUUCUCGCUGGCCUGACAGCGUAUGAAAAACUGCUGGUCAAAUAUGGAGGGAAAUUCUCGGUGGGGGACGCAGUUACCAUGGCCGACGUGUGUUUUGCACCAGCGGUGGAGAUGGCGCUUGCUUAUGGAACCAAUCUGGAUGGGCUACCCCACAUCAUGGGAUUAUUUAAGCGACUCUGGGAAUUGCCGGCAUUUCAAAAGGGGCAUUGGAAGAGGCAAGGGGAUACGCCCGAGACCAUGAGAGACUCCUAG
Penicillium canariense is the source of this 696-nucleotide messenger RNA. Its product is annotated as maleylacetoacetate isomerase. The coding region runs from base 1 to 696 and encodes 231 amino acids. Gene Ontology annotation, molecular function: maleylacetoacetate isomerase activity; glutathione transferase activity. Gene Ontology annotation, cellular component: mitochondrion; cytoplasm. Gene Ontology annotation, biological process: glutathione metabolic process; L-phenylalanine catabolic process. NCBI's taxonomy places the organism in Eukaryota, Fungi, Ascomycota, Eurotiomycetes, Eurotiales, Aspergillaceae. The record is from RefSeq and is a predicted model, not a curated record. The transcript has a single exon.